UUCCCUCCUCCUUCAAAACCCUACAAACCCUCAUCGCCACCGCCGGAAUCCAUUCUCCGAGGCAUUCAUGGCUAGGGCUUGCACGGCGGCGGCAGCCUCGACGCUGGCCGCUGCGGUGAUGGCUAUGGAUCGUGCUUACGCUGAUGGCCCCUUCCACUUCCCCCUCUUUUCGUCACCCUCCUCGGCUUCCUCUCCAGCAGCAGCUGCUGCUCCGGAAGUACCUCCGGCGGGAGAUCCUCGUCCGAAAGCGGAGGAGCCGCCUCGGGUGCGAAACGACAAUCCAAGGACCACUGCUGCUGGAUUCGAUCCUGAAGCUUUGGUGCGCGGGGCUGAGGCUGUGAGAGAGAUUGAUAAGUCCCAUAAUGCCAAAAAGGUUUUUGAGCUGAUGAUGAAGCAGGAGCAAACCAGGCAGACUGAGUUAGCGGCUAAGAAGUCUGAGUUCGAGGCGAUGAGAUCGCAGAAUGAGACUGAGAGACAACGUGUUAUUUAUGACGAGCAGAAAAAACUCGUUCAACAACAGGCACAAACUAAGUCCCAAAUGGCUCGCUAUGAGGAUGAACUGGCCAGAAAGAGGAUGCAGGCAGACCAUGAAAGUCAAAGAGCAAGGAAUCAAGAGCUGGUGAAAAUGCAAGAAGAGUCUGCCAUCAGGCAGGAACAAACUCGCCGAGCUACUGAAGAGCAGAUUCAGGCUCAGCGGAGACAGACAGAGAGGGAAAAGGCGGAGAUUGAGCGUGAAACUAUUAGAGUGAAGGCUUUGGCUGAAGCAGAAGGGCGUGCCCAUGAAGCAAAAUUAGCUGAAGAUGUAAAUAGAAGGAUGUUAAUAGAACGUGCCAAUGCAGAGAGAGAAAAAUGGAUUUCAGCAAUAAAUACAACUUUUGAGCAUGUGGGAGGGGGAUUGCGAGCAAUAUUAACUGAUCAGAAUAAGUUGGUUGUGGCAGUUGGGGGUUUGACGGCUCUCGCUGCAGGGAUUUAUACUACUAGAGAAGGCGCUAAAGUGGUCUGGGGAUACGUUGACCGGAUACUAGGCCAGCCAUCUCUUAUCAGAGAGUCAUCCAGAGGAAAGUACCCAUGGUCAGGGUUUCUAUCUCGUGCCACGAGUUCAGUACUUAAGAAGAAAACCGAAACUAAUGGUCUGGGGAAGAAGGGGAAUGGUUUUGGUGAUGUGAUUUUAAAUCCAUCCUUGCAAAAGAGAAUUCAACAGCUAGCUGGUGCAACUGCAAAUACAAAAGCCCAUCAGGCACCAUUUCGUAACAUGCUUUUCUAUGGGCCUCCUGGGACAGGAAAAACUAUGGCUGCUCGAGAACUGGCUCGGAAAUCAGGACUAGACUACGCACUGAUGACUGGUGGGGAUGUUGCACCAUUAGGUCCACAGGCAGUGACCAAGAUACAUCAACUAUUUGACUGGGCUAAGAAAUCUCGCCGGGGCUUGUUGCUUUUCAUUGAUGAAGCGGAUGCCUUUUUGUGCGAGCGCAACAAGACAUACAUGAGUGAAGCCCAACGGAGUGCUCUCAAUGCUCUCCUUUUCCGCACAGGUGAUCAGUCAAAAGACAUUGUGCUGGCUCUUGCGACAAAUAGACCUGGUGAUCUCGAUUCUGCUGUCGCUGACCGUAUUGACGAAGUACUUGAAUUCCCACUACCGGGUGAAGAGGAGCGAUUCAAACUGCUAAAACUCUAUCUUGACAAAUACAUAGCAAGGGCAGGAGAGCGAAAACCUGGUUUUCUCAGCUUCUUCAGGCAACAACCGCAGAAAAUAGAGAUCAAAGGCGUCACAGACGAUAUAAUCCGGGAGGCAGCUGCUAAGACAGAAGGUUUCUCUGGCCGAGAAAUCGCCAAAUUGCUCGCUAGUGUACAGGCUGCCGUUUACGGAAGCAAGGACUGUGAACUCACUCCGAGUUUGUUCCGAGAAGUGGUGGAUUACAAAGUUGCAGAACAUCAGCAGAGGAGAAAGCUUGCUGAUGCAGAGGAAGGUGCAUGAUAUUCCUCAUUGAACCUCAUAUCUGAAUUCUAAUAAUAUUUAUUGAACUGUUCACUAAGCAGGUGAGUAUCUGCUCCUCAUUUUUAUUUUGAUGGGGUUUUUUUCUUCUUUAAUUUAUUUUAACUUGUAACCCCAUUCCAGGGGGAUUUUGUUUUGAUUAUAAAAUUCCCAAUUCACUCAA
Messenger RNA from Dioscorea cayenensis subsp. rotundata (Guinea yam), 2156 nucleotides. Its product is annotated as ATPase family AAA domain-containing protein 3-like. The coding region runs from base 68 to 1975 and encodes 635 amino acids. The record is from RefSeq and is a predicted model, not a curated record. Lineage: Eukaryota; Viridiplantae; Streptophyta; Magnoliopsida; Dioscoreales; Dioscoreaceae. Gene Ontology annotation, molecular function: ATP hydrolysis activity; ATP binding; zinc ion binding. Gene Ontology annotation, biological process: mitochondrion organization. The transcript is spliced from 8 exons. Gene Ontology annotation, cellular component: mitochondrion.